UCCGGGCUGAGAACUACAUCUCCCGGCAUGCCCCGCGCUGGGCACUGGGAUAAUCAGCUCUCCCUGUCCUUUGUCUGUUCCUAUGGACACUCCCAUGCAUUGCUGAGGGACCUGGCUGCUGGCUGUGAUGCUGGGGAGAGAGCUGCUGCCUAUGGCCCAGGCGGCGCCCACGUUUGAAGAUGUCGCGGUGUACUUCUCUCGGAGCGAGUGGACGAGUCUCAGCCCCUCCCAGAGGGAUCUGUAUAAGAGCGUCAUGAAGGAGAACUACGAGUGUGUGAGUUCCAUAGGUUAUGCCAUACAGAAGCCGGAGAUUGUGUCCAGAAUAGAAUGUGGAGAGGAGCCGUGGUCUGGCGAGGGUCCCGAUGGAAGAUGUCACGGGUCAGAUUGGACUGGAAAGAUGGAAGCAGAAGAGCCGGACGAUAUCCUGAGUCCCAGGGAAGGUACGGCGGACAUCAUCACAUGCACUGGACAAGCGCUGGACGAUAAUGGCCGCCUGUCCUCCGGCCACGGCAGUAAAUCGUUGGAGACCUCUGAAGAUAAACCUCAUAUCUGCAGCCACUGCGGUCACUGCUUCAGCUGCUACCGGGCUGUGGAGAGGCACCAGGCCAUGUGCAAAGGGGGCCCACCUCAUCGGUGUCCUUACUGUGGCCAAGGCUUUGUGCAGAGGUCAGACCUGCUCAGCCACCGGAGGACGCAUGUGGAAGAGAGGCCGCAUCAGUGCGCCGACUGUGACAAGAACUUCGCCGAACGCUCUGCCCUCGUUAACCAUCGGAGGACACAUACCAGGGAGAGGCCGUACAAGUGCGUAGACUGCCUUAAAAGCUUUACCCAGAGGUCUGCGCUGACCAAGCACCGCAGGACGCACACUGGGAAGAGGCCGUAUUGCUGCUCGGUGUGCACGAAGAGCUUUAUCCAAAACUCCGACCUGGUGAAACAUCUACGGACACACACCGGGGAAAGGCCUUACCCCUGCCCUGUCUGUGAUAAGCGCUUUGCGGAGAGUUCUGCCUUGAUGAAACACAAGAGGACCCACAGCACCGAGCGGCCCUACAGCUGCUCAAUGUGCACCAGACGCUUCUGCCAGGGUUCUGACCUCACUAAACAUAUGAAGACACACGGCAAAGGUCCAGGCCCAGCACAGAACGCUGCCACGGGGCUCUCAGGUCCGCAGAGUGAUCUGAUCAGAGAGGCAGGCCCUCCUUACACCUGCGCUGACUGUGAGAAGACGUUCAGGCAAUGGACUCCUUUCCUGAGACACCAGCUGAUGCAUUCGAGGGAGAGACCCUGGAAGUGCCCGCAGUGCAACAAGACUUUCAUUCAGAAGUCUGACCUGGCCAAACAUCAGAGGACUCACACCGGCGAGAGGCCGUAUCAGUGCGCACAGUGCAGCAAAGGUUUCAUUCAGAAGUCCGACCUGGCCAAACAUUUGCGGACACACACCGGUGAGCGUCCAUUCCGCUGUUCCCACUGCCAAAAGACCUUUGCCGAACGGUCUGCCUUGGCCAAGCACCAGAGGACCCACACGGGAGAGAAACCGUACAAGUGUACAGCUUGCGGGAAAGGUUUUACUCAGAGGUCAAAUCUCAUCCUGCACCACAGAACCCACACCGGGGAGCGGCCCUACAAGUGUCUGCAGUGCGAUCGAAGCUUUAUUCAGAACUCCGAUCUGGUGAAGCAUCAGAGAGUCCACGUGAGACAGCAACGUCUGGCUGAGAAACCCGCAGCCGGAGGCACUGCUGUAUCGUACAGCUGUGCCGAGUGUGGUCAGGACUUCAGCCAGCUGUCCAGUUUCGUGAAGCACAAGAAGUUGCACGGUGGAUACAGACUCUUCCAGUGCACAGAGUGCGACAAGAGCUUCGUACAGAAGUCUGACCUGAUGAAGCACCUCCGCAGCCACGGUGCAGAGAAGCCCUACCAGUGUACGCUGUGCCAGAGCAGCUUCAUGCAGAGAUCCUAUCUCCAAAAACACUGGCGGACGCACACCGGGGAGCGGCCCUACCCUUGCCAGCACUGCGGUAAGAACUUCACCGAGAGGUCGGCUUUGGUUAAACACAAUAGGACGCACACAGGCGAAAGGCCGCACACAUGCAGCGUCUGCGAGAAAGCCUUCAUUCAGAGGUCCGCUUUGACCAAGCACAUGAGGAGUCACACGGGAGAAAAGCCCUACGCUUGUGCUCAGUGCGGCAAGAGCUUCAUCCAGAACUCUGACCUGAUCAAGCACCAAAGAAUUCACACGGGCGAGAAGCCUUAUCAAUGUACCGAAUGUAAGAAAAGCUUUACCGAAGGGUCGUCUCUGGUGAAACAUCGUAGAACCCACACCGGGCAGCGACCGUACCAGUGUCCACGGUGUGAGAAGAAUUUUACACAGAGGUCAGACUUGGUGAAGCAUGUAGUGAUCCACGCGGUGGACAACCCUCCCGCCGCCACUGCUUUCCAUGAGAUAGUCAUCGUAAAUCCAGGGGAUGUGAACCAGGCUUCAGGUGAGGAGACCUACCCUCACCGGUGUCCAGAAUGUGACAAAGUCUUCCCUCAGGGGCCCGCUCUCAAGAAGCACCUCAGAACGCAUACAGUGGGGAAGCGCUACUCGUGCAACGAGUGUCACAAAAGCUUUUUCCAGACCUCCGAUUUGGUUAAACAUCUUCGAACGCACACUGGGGAGCGGCCCUACCACUGUGCAGAGUGCGACAAGGGCUUCAUCCAAAACUCUGACCUUGCGAAACACCAAAGGACCCACACCGGGGAGCGUCCAUUCACAUGCGACAGAUGUGACCGCGGCUUUGUGCAGAAAUCGGCGCUGACAAAGCACAUGAGAACGCACACCGGGGAAAAGCCGUACAAGUGCGAGCAGUGCGGGAAAUGCUUCAUCCAAAACUCCGAUCUAGUGAAGCAUCGGAGAAUUCACACGGGCGAAAAACCUUACCGCUGCCCCGAGUGCGACAAGAGCUUUACCGAGGGGUCAUCUCUAGUCAAGCACCGCCGAAUUCACAACAGAGCGCAGCCCUACUCCUGCAGCCACUGCGGAAAAGCCUUCAGUCAGAGCGCAAAACUUCUGAAGCACAUGAAGUGCCACGUGCAGGAAAAGCCGCAAGUAACCAGCGCAGGUCCAGGGAGUCUUGUCCUCGCCGCUGAUCCUGUCCCAAAGAGAGUCCAGGGUUUAGUUUCCUCGUUACGAGGAAGAAACGGUAAUAACAGGGAAAGAUUGUUUAAGUGCAGCGAGUGUGAGAAGAGCUUCGCUCACCGGUCUGUGCUCAUUAAACAUUUGCGCAUACACACGGGGGAGCGGCCGUACAAGUGUAGCUUAUGUAUACGAAGUUUUAUCCAAAACUCCGACCUUGUGAAGCAUUUCCGCACGCACACGGGAGAGCGGCCGUACAAGUGUGGCGAAUGUGGCAGAAGCUUUGUUGAGAGAUCAGCUCUGUCUAAACACCUUCGGACGCACAGCAGAGAGCGCCACCGCGCCGAAGGGGAGACUGGCUUUCUCCCGGAGGGUUCCAGGUCUUUUCAGAACCAGGUCACAUACUGGGGUCCGUCAGAAGACGACCCCAAAAGCUUGAUACCAAAGUUACAGGUUAUUAAACAAGAAGAUAACUUUACCGACAUCCGACCUCUUAGUGGCUUAAACAGUUUCUGUCCUUCUGCGCCGAAACAUAGGAGUGCUGCCACAAAGGUCCAACCGUACUCCUGCCCAAAGUGCGACGAACGUUUCACCCACCAAUCUGUCUUCCUAAAGCACAUGACGACACACGCAAAACAGCUACAUACAUGUUCUGUAUGCGGGAAGAACUUCCAUCAAAGAUCUGCACUGGUGAAACACAUGAGAAGACACACGGGAGAGAAGCCCUAUCCGUGUCCCACCUGCGACAAACGGUUUAUUCAGAACUCUGACCUGGCGAAACAUCUGAGAACUCACACGGGAGAGAAACCCUACAAAUGUAACAGCUGCGCAAAAUCUUUCGUUGACUGCUCGGCAAUGGUCAAGCACUGGAGGACGCAUACCGGGGUGAGACCCUACAAGUGCGAGGCGUGUGAGCGAGGUUUCGUGCAGAAAUCGGACCUGGUGAAGCACAUGAGGAUACACACAGGAGAAAAGCUGUAUUCAUGCCGGACAUGCGGCAGGGGCUUCAGCACACAUUCCGCCUCUGUCAGACACCAGCGGCUCUGCAGCGUGGGGAGCUCUUACACCAGUGCCCUGUUCUGUACCCCCGAGUUCAUCUGGAAUGAGCACCCUACUUCAGCCGUUCUGCAAGGUUCCGCUUUUGCAGAGGAAACAUCGAGUUUGAUCGCUAAGAUGUCGGGAGCGGUCUCUUAAGCACAGGCACCCGUCAUUAGGCACAUACGGAGUCGGGAGCGGUCUCUUAAGCGCAGGCACCCGUCAUUAGUCUCCUACUGAGUCGGGAGCGGUCUCUUAAGCACAGACACCCGUCAUUGGUCACAUACUGAGUCGGGAGCGGUCUCUUAAGCGCAGGCACCCGUCAUUAGUCACAUACUGAGUCGGGAGCGGUCUCUUAAGCGCA
Pseudophryne corroboree (corroboree frog) is the source of this 4514-nucleotide messenger RNA. Its product is annotated as zinc finger protein Xfin-like. NCBI's taxonomy places the organism in Eukaryota, Metazoa, Chordata, Amphibia, Anura, Myobatrachidae. Bases 128 to 4309 code for a protein of 1393 amino acids. The transcript has 4 exons. Gene Ontology annotation, molecular function: RNA polymerase II cis-regulatory region sequence-specific DNA binding; DNA-binding transcription factor activity. Gene Ontology annotation, biological process: regulation of transcription by RNA polymerase II. The record is from RefSeq and is a predicted model, not a curated record.